AACGCGCAUGCUCCUAGCGCGGCGCCCCCGACUCGGCGCUCGGCUCCGCUCGGGCAUUUCCGCCUCUUUGUUUUAAACUCCGGACGGGUUUUUUUCUCCUGCUCUUGGGGGGGACCCGGAGGGAGCAGCGCCCCCUCCCCCUCCCAGCGCUACCCCCGCGUGCGCCCCGCUCGUCCGCAGCCGAGACGGCAGGGUCCUGUUGAGCCUGUGCCGUCCUCGUGCCCCCACCCAUCCUCCUGUGCUCCCUGAUGUGCUUUCUUCAGCCGGCUCAUCCCUCCUGAUGAGUUGCCGUGUCUCGCCACCAGUGGUCACGGGAGGUCUGAGCAGCAGGCUUCAAGAUGUAGCAGAGGGCUCCAGGUGCCGUGUACAGAAAAUGGACAAAGAGCACAGGACGGAAGGAGGGCGCAGAGUGAAGGACAGCGUGCCGAGAGGAGCAGCGGGGCAGGACCAGUAGGACCACACAGGAGCCCGAGUGCCUGAUGCAGGGGCAGGCGGCGUCUAGAGAAGCCAAAGAUGUUGACCAGAAAGAUUAAACUCUGGGACAUAAACGCCCACAUCACCUGCCGUCUGUGCAGCGGAUAUCUCAUUGACGCGACCACGGUGACUGAGUGUCUGCAUACGUUCUGCCGGAGCUGCCUGGUGAAGUAUCUGGAGGAGAACAACACGUGUCCCACUUGCAGGAUUGUCAUCCACCAGAGCCACCCACUGCAGUACAUCGGUCAUGACAGGACCAUGCAGGACAUUGUUUACAAACUGGUUCCAGGCCUCCAGGAAGCGGAAAUGAGAAAACAGAGGGAAUUCUACCACAAGUUGGGCAUGGAAGUACCUGGAGACAUCAAGGGGGAGACUUGUUCUGCGAAGCAGCAUCUGGACGCCCAUCGCAAUGGUGAAACCAAAGCAGAUGACAGUUCGAACAAAGAUGCCUCAGAAGAGAAGCAGGAGGAGGACAGCGAUUACCACAGGAGUGACGAGCAGGUGAGCAUCUGUCUGGAGUGCAACAGCAGCAAGCUCCGGGGCCUGAAACGCAAGUGGAUCCGCUGCUCGGCCCAAGCCACUGUGCUGCACCUGAAGAAGUUCAUCGCCAAAAAGCUCAACCUGUCGUCCUUCAAUGAGCUGGACAUUUUAUGCAAUGAGGAAAUCCUGGGCAAGGACCACACACUCAAGUUUGUGGUUGUCACGAGAUGGAGAUUCAAGAAGGCGCCUCUGCUGCUGCACUACAGACCCAAGAUGGACUUGCUGUGAGCAGGCGGCACGCACAGACUCGGCCGCCGGGGCCCCAACGUGUGGCCGGCGGGACCACGACCGCCGCGCUUUAGGAUGCUGCCUCUGGGUGUCCUGCGGACCAGAUUUCUGAAUAGAGAAUAUUUAUAACUUUUGUACACGAGAACUCACAUUCAACGAGACACUACCAGCACCACGGUGGUGACAGCACGGUGGUGACAGCACCACGGUGACGAGAUGCUGAGACACUUCACAGUUCACAGAGCUGAGUAGCACUCACCACGUCCUUCAGUUUCCAGACCAGAGUGACACGUGCAGUGGUAGCGUGUUCCUUCCCCACACGUGCCCUUCGCUCGCUUCCCAGGUCUUGCAAAUCUUGGUCGUUUCUGUUCAGUUUAUGACUUAGGUUUCAUGGUAAGCCUCAAACACACUUGUAUGUUUAUUGAAUCCUUCCUAAGUUAUUGAAAAAGUAUCUUUUUAUGAAUGACGAUAUUUAUGUUGCCUUUAGUUUCCUGCAGACUCAGAAGACGUGUAAAAACCUAAUGUACAAGCGUACCCAAAGAGGUGGCCGUGGACGCUGCGCGUUGCCGUGCGGCUUAGUGGCCCCACGGUGCAGCCCAGCGUCGCCGGCAGCUCCAGGCCCCCGUGAGUGGCCCGGGCUGAGCAGCCCCACGCUGCUUUGCAGAAAAGUUCUGGUUCUUACAGAUUACUUUGGUGAUUGACUAGUGCAGUGCCACCAUUCACUGUCCUGAGUGUUCUCCCCGAUUUCAUUGUGCUGAAGAGACAUGCCGGCGUGGGGGGGAGCUUUUCCUGGGAAGGCGCAUCCAGUGGACGAGGGGCUGGCAAGGACACCAGGUCCCCAGACACCCGCCCUGUAGGGGGGACGGCUCCUGUAUCCGAAGUGGCUAUUUCAGUUCCGUAAUGACCUAACAGGCCAGUCACAGGCAGCACACACUCUGUUAGCCCAAGUGUUAACACUCUCUCCUCCCAAGUGUUAAUAUUUUUGUGGGAUUGGAGAAUGAACUCUGUGCCAGCAUACAAAUGUUUGUUCCUUUAAAGGAGCAGCUUGGGACGUGCAAAACAGGAAGGAGGAGAGGGAGCCCUUUUCCCGAGUAGCCACGGUGCUGUCUGCAAGUCCCCAACCCCUGGUGACCCUGUGGGCCGCAGCCCCACCCCCUGCCUCCGCUGGUGUCCUGGGGGCCGGGUUUUCCAUGAAGUAUUUCCCUUAGUGACUAGAGUUUUUUUCUGCAAUUUGCUUUAAAAGUGACAGUUGGGCUCAUGGCCAUUCAGGUGUGUUUGUUUUCUUCCGCGUCCUGUUUCGUGUACAGGAAUGUCAGAAGCAGCUACUCAUGAGACCUAACGUUAGUGAUGACAGAAACAUUCAAGUUAAUCCACCCCAAGCGAUUGUAAUGCAAGGCCUUUAAAGACGUCAAAACAAGUUGUUAGGAAUUGGUCAAAAUUCACCUCUUUGUUUCGACCCCUUCACUCCCAGUUCUGUUUGGAUUGUCCAGUUACCUAAGCUCGCUGUUCACCCAAAUCGUUUUUCGUUACUACACAGGGUUUACUGAGUAGGUGUGUAUGAGUAAAUAUUACCUGUCUACCUCAAAACACACAUUACUGCUGAAGCGUUCCGUAAAACACCAGUUAGCACAGUGCGGUCUGAAGUGCAACAUUAGGACGGAGGUACCUUCCUGUGCGGUGAAGUGAGCACCCAAAUUCAACGAGUCCGGUCACGGCUCAGAUGCCGUAGCGGGAAUAAUCUCAUGAUACAUAUUUGUAACUUUGUACUAUCUUUGAAAUCACUUGAAUUUGCUAUGGUGCUAAGUUGAUAUAUUUAAACAGAGGGAGAGAUGGAGGUAAGUGGGAGCCAGUGCCCACGUCACAGCUGGUUGCUGACCACUCUCGUGUGACCCCGCUUUUGUAAUCGAGUAACCUGAUGAAACCUCAGCAGCAAAAGUACCUAUUUUUCUAAGAUUUCCUUGAGCAGAAUGUUCCCCACAGGUGGGUUCCUGGUGACCUGCCUCUGGUCUGAUGCAGCCUCGUCACGAGCUCAGCGAGCCCCGCGGGGAGGGACCGGGCACGUGGGCUCCUUUCAUUAACAUCAAAAGGCUGAAUUUCAUUUUUUCCAGCAUGAAAAUCAGGAUCAGUGAGUGGCUGGAUCCUAUUAGGUUUUUUCUAGCAGAUGGAGUUACCGUGAGGUCGUUGUCACAGCUGUUUGUGCUGGUGAAACAGGCUGUCCUGUCACCGCCGUCACCGCAGUACGUCCUGUCAGCAGCAGUGGGACCGCCACCCCGCGCUCAGUCCCACCAAUACGGUUUUCAUGAAAAUAGAAAAUUCAGAUAGAAUAUAUAAUAUUGAAUUUAAGAUUUGGGGGGUUAAGAAAGAAAACUUAACUUUAUAAAAUUAUUUAUUCUAUUUUAAGCCGUCUAUCAUAUUUUCCCAUCCAGUUGUUUGGUUUCAGUGGUCCAGCUUUAUUUACAGGCAUAUAACAUGAAAUUGUGAGAUGUUU
This is a messenger RNA of Rhinolophus ferrumequinum (greater horseshoe bat), 3730 nucleotides long. It is a transcript of the gene PCGF3, whose product is annotated as polycomb group ring finger 3. Lineage: Eukaryota; Metazoa; Chordata; Mammalia; Chiroptera; Rhinolophidae. The record is from RefSeq and is a predicted model, not a curated record. Bases 514 to 1242 code for a protein of 242 amino acids. Gene Ontology annotation, biological process: regulation of transcription by RNA polymerase II. The transcript is spliced from 12 exons. Gene Ontology annotation, cellular component: PRC1 complex.